Brassica napus (rape) is the source of this 1029-nucleotide messenger RNA. Its product is annotated as GATA transcription factor 11. Gene Ontology annotation, biological process: regulation of DNA-templated transcription. The transcript has 2 exons. The coding region runs from base 175 to 1029 and encodes 284 amino acids. Lineage: Eukaryota; Viridiplantae; Streptophyta; Magnoliopsida; Brassicales; Brassicaceae. Gene Ontology annotation, molecular function: sequence-specific DNA binding; zinc ion binding. The record is from RefSeq and is a predicted model, not a curated record.
AACAUUGCUAAGACACAUCGUACGACUCUUUUAUCUCUCUGUAGUAGUCCAUAUAUAUACUAUAUUGAGAAGGUUCAUAUUCAUAUACGUCCCUCUCUCUCUUCUCUUGGUCUCGUUAAGCUUCUUGACGUGGAGAUAUUUAUAUUUGUGUUGUUUCCAAACAUUAGGUUAGGCAUGAAUUGGUUAUUACCUGAGGAAGGUCUCUCGGAUGAUCUUUUUGGUGACUUAUUCAACUCUGUCGAACUUUCACUUCAAGACAUUGACGAUGAUGAUACCACCAAUGGUGAAGUAGAAGAUUGGGAAGCCAAAUUUCAACACCUCGAACCUCCUCCCAUGGAUGUCUUUACGAGUUUUCCCACUGAGUUCACCUCCUCUUGUCGCGUUAACAAGCUCGGCCGUGUGGGGACAGUACCUGUUUUGAAACAGUCCGGUGCUUGUGCAGCCUUGUCUGGCACCAGUCCCCACAAGUUUUCAUCACCUGCUGAUGAUAUCAAAGUUUCAAAGAUGUUUCAAUCCUUAAGCCCAGUGUCAGUUUUUGAGAGCAGCGAUGCUUCUUUCUCGCCACAUAACUCAAGAUCUCAGAGACUGACUUCCCCUGUGAAAGGCAUGAGAAGCAAGCGCAAACGCCCCACAACAGUGAGAUUCAAAUACCUUCACCAGUUUGAUGAAGCCAGUAAGCCUGAGAUGUUAGCUCCUGGCGAAUCAGGACUCAGGACUUACUAUGCUUUUGAACAACAUGCCAAGAAGAAACACAAGAUUUCAUCCAAAGUGGCAAGAAAAUGCACUCACUGUGAGACAACCGAGACUCCGCAGUGGAGGGAAGGACCCAGUGGACCAAAGACACUCUGCAACGCAUGCGGUGUCAGGUUCAGAUCAGGCCGUCUAGUUCCAGAGUACAGACCAGCCUCGAGCCCCACCUUCGUCCCAUCUGUGCAUUCAAACUCACACAGGAAGAUCAUAGAGAUGAGGAGGAAGGAAGGUGGUCAGUUCCACACCAGCAUGAUUCAUGGAGUGAUAUCAAGAGCAUAA